UCCAUCUGAACAAUUAAAGCCAAGGCUCGUUGGUCUGGAGUUUCACUUUGGAGGUGCUAACGAGAGCGCCAACUCGCCCGCCUGCCCCAGCCUGCCAAGCAGAGAGCUGCCUUCUGAGCGGGCCGCUGGAGGUGAUGGACUAUACCUAUGAUGAGGACCUGGAUGAGCUGUGUCCUGUCUGCGGGGACAAGGUCUCCGGAUACCACUACGGGCUGCUCACCUGUGAAAGCUGCAAGGGCUUUUUCAAGCGGACCGUGCAGAAUAACAAGCACUACACCUGCACCGAAAGCCAGAACUGCAAAAUCGACAAAACCCAGAGGAAGAGAUGUCCGUACUGUCGCUUUCAGAAGUGCUUGACGGUGGGAAUGAGACUAGAAGCUGUGCGUGCGGACCGAAUGCGAGGAGGAAGAAAUAAAUUCGGCCCCAUGUACAAGCGAGAUCGUGCCUUAAAACAGCAGAAGAAAGCUCUGAUACGUGCCAAUGGCUUUAAGCUGGAGACUGUGCCUCAGAUCGUGUCCCCAGUGCAAACUGACUACAACCUGUCCUCCACCAUCCAUGGCAUCCACUCGGUGUCCAAGAGCCUGCCUCCCAACCCGGCCACUAUGACGCCAGUCGACUACGACAGAAGUCCAUAUGGGACGCCAUCCUUGGGAAUGACUGUGCCAAGCCAUGGGGCACUGUCCAGCUACCAUUACCCCUCCUUUCCCAACCGCACCAUCAAGUCAGAGUACCCCGACCACUACACAAAUUCCCAUGAGUCCAUGGCCAGCUACAUGUAUCCAGAUGCCUAUCCCAACAGUGCCCCACCCGACAUCCCAGAGGUCAUUCUCAAGCUGCUGCAGCUGGAGCCUGACGAGCCACAGGUCAAGGCGCGGAUACUGGCUUGUCUGCAACAGGAGCAGGGCAAAGGCCGGCAUGAGAAAAUCAGCACCUUUGGCCUCAUGUGCAAGAUGGCAGACCAGACCCUCUUCUCCAUUGUGGAGUGGGCACGGAGCUGCAUCUUCUUUAAGGAGCUGGAGGUAGGCGAUCAGAUGAAACUGCUGCAGAACUGCUGGAGUGAGCUGCUGGUAUUUGACCAUAUCUACAGGCAGGUGCAACAUGGGAAGGAGCACAGUAUGCUGCUUGUGACAGGCCAGGAGGUGGAGAUGGCGACAAUCGCGGCUCAAGCAGGGUCCAACCUGAAUAACCUGGUCUUGAGGGCACAAGAACUGGUCCUACACUUGCAUGCGCUCCAGGUGGAUAGACAAGAGUUUGUGUGUUUGAAGUUCCUGAUACUCUUCAGUCUCGAUGUGAAAUAUUUGGAAAACCACAGCCUGUCGAAGGAUGCUCAGGAGAAAGCCAACGCAGCUCUGCUGGAGUAUACCAUCUGCCACUACCCUCACUCCGCAGACAAGUUCCGUCAGCUCCUUCUGCGGCUGGCUGAGAUCCGCUCCCUCAGCAUGCAGGCCGAGGAGUACCUCUACCACAAGCACCUGAGCGGGGAGGUGCCUUGCAACAACCUGCUCAUUGAAAUGCUGCAUGCCAAGCGGACUUGAGUGUGGCUCGUCCCGACAAGAGACUCGCAACGGAGCUUCUCAGAGACGUUCCCUGCUGGGAGCAUGCAGGAGAGGCAGAAGGAAGCUGGGGGGGCUGGCCUAGCAGCACUGCCUGUCCAUCACUGCCUCACCCGGUGAUUAUAUUUAACCAGUACUAUUGGAAAGUUUCAGAUGAUUUAUUUUAAUAUACAGUAACUAUGGUUUAACAGCUCUAAGACGAAUAUGUUCCAUUCUAUGCGGACUGCCCCUCUGGGACCAUUGCCUGUCCUACAUUUGGCUUUCCCUGUCUACAUAGCAUCGAUUUGGCUUAACACAAAUUCCGGGGUGUGGAGGAUUGAACCUUAGAAAUGGCUUUUCUCUUAUUUAUGUUCAUUUUGACUCAUUUUUCCUCAGCAGUUGUCUGCUCUAACCCUGCCCCCUCACCUUCUUCCCACAAACAUAUCUCAGGACCCCACUUGCAAAGGCGGGAGAGAGAGGUAAAAAGAUACCUUGCUGGUUUUACCCUUCCAACAGGCCAGGGCUUCUCCAAAUGAUGCUCUGUGGUUGUCGCCACCUCCCUGGAGAUGAAACACUUUGUGGAGCAAGCAAUGGGGCUGCAGGGGUUGAGCAGGGAGCCUGCCUUGUGGAAUAGUUUGCAGAACAGAGAUGCCAGAGACCCCUGGAAUGGACAUAGACUGGGACAUGGUACUGGGGAAAAUGCAACCACCUACAUGUACCUGGAUCCAGCCAUUAAAUCCAGGGAAGAGAAAUGAUCAUAUCACCAUCCUGCUCCUGCCCUGUGUCCCAAGGGGGCCUGGGGUUUUGUGCCCCAGAGCUCAGGAAAGCUGUGAGAGUCCCAUUUUGGGUCAGGAGACAGUGCUUGAGAUAGGAUCUCUGUGUCACCACAGCCAGUGCAUAGUUGCAGCAAUAGGCCUGCUGACCAGCAUCAGGGGCCUUAGCAGACUUUUGGUCACAUUCUGACUGGGGAAUCUCCUUGUUCUCUGAGGUCAAUAUUAUAGCACAGCCCCAGAGUAUCCAAGUGCUAAGAAAUCGCAGUUCCUCUGUUCAGUCAUUCGUCUCUGCAUCUCCUAGCCUGUGUCCUGCAGCCCCUCUGGGCUGGAAGCUGCUUGCGGGCUGGCCAGGCGAGUGUGCCCCUAGGAUGGGCUGAUGGACUCCUGCAGUUACAUGAAUCAGGAGGCUGUUACAGGAAGGAACUGGGAACGGGACAGUAGAGAGCCAUCCCUUCCCCACCAGCUGCCCCAUUCCCCGUGGGGUGAAGAGCAGGUGCAGACUCUGACUGAGGGAUGCGGGCGCAGUGGAAGGUACCAUUCCUCGUUCCAAGCAGGGUGGAGAGCAGGGUUGCUGGGACAAAUUCCUCCCUGGUGUCACUGCACCGGGCUGUUGCUGAGCUGAAUGUGGCCGGUUGUGAGUGCAGGGGUGGGCGGCAAAGGGUCCGUUUCUGAAUAAGCAGCUUCCUGACUGGCUGCAGUUCUGUUUCUUCAAGUUUUGUGGCUGGAUAACAGGAAGGGCUAGCACUCACCCCACCCCCACCCCCAGCCCAGCAGCGAUUUCAAGCUCUGCCUCAUCCUGCUAAUGAGUGUCCGGGGGCUGCCUGCAGCGGGUGGGCAGCAGGGCACCAGGGAGGGGGGUGUCAUCCUGGAGUUUCAAACUGUGCUUUAUGUCUUCAGUGCUCAGCCCUUAGCUUCAGGUCGGCCCCUGCACACUGACCUGCUACACCCAGGCAUGCCAGUGAAAAUCCAGAGCAGCUCCAUUCCAACCGCUUCAGUGACCCCAGGUCACACCAUGGAGCGGAGUCUGGCCCUGACGCUGACAUUUCAGCAGGGAUGCUCGCAACUCCAUCGAGCUCUGGCCCCAUCUCUUGGCUCAGCCUCCGUCUCCGGGAAGGUUUUCUCCCGCCUCCAGUCCCAGCUCACUCUCUUUGGAAGGUUUCCAGCUGCAGCUUCCCUUCCUUUCUGCAUCACAACAUUCCCGUUCCACACUCAGGUGCUUUCUCAGCCUGGGGCCAGGUCCUCCUGUUUCUUAAGCCAACUUCCCUAGCCAGCAGAAAUGCAGUUAAUGACUCGCUGAAAGAUUCUAACAAGAAGGCAGGUGAACCCUGGCCACUGGGGUUGGACAAGACAGCCCUCAUCCCAUAGCAGCUUGUUCUGCUAGCACCCCCGAACGUCCCUUUUCAGCCGUUUGUUGCUGGUAGUACUACGACUAGCCCACCAGCCGUGGUCUUGUAAUCUAGGGACCAGAGCAAUUGGGAUGCAGUUCCCCCACUCGGAGAGUCAAUCAAGAAGCACAGUCUCCUGACCCCAUCUAUUGGAUUUCUCCACAUAAUGCCUGGUAUGUGUGAAGUGGCAGAAUUAGCAGGAAUGAACAGGGCUGAGAUGUGCCACAGGAAAUAGACUACGGGCAAGAUGUAACCAUCAGAGGACUUUUUUUCUCACCAUAUCUAACAGCAAGUCUGACUGUGACAUCUCACCAGCUGCUCCGUGCGUGCUCUAGGGAAUGCUUCCCAUGGGCUGGAACUGGGGGAACAUUUGGCAGUAGCCUAGCACCAAAUACUAUCAAUCGUCUGAGCACUUUCUUAGUGGAGUCAGUCCCUUUUGACCAUUUUCUCUGUUUAUUCUACUCAGGUUCUUUUACACUGUGCCCAUCUGCACCAUAUUGUAGCCUUUCCACUCUGCCUCUCCUAGCUCACUCACGUUGUAUUUUCCUCCACGUUUUUAUUUAGUGUCCCUUCUGUUUUUGGACACUGAAGUCAAAGCAAAGCACUUGACCCUGCUGGAGGACUAUAGGACCAGGUGGCACAAAGUCCCGGCCCAGGGGUUUUGCAGCUGGGUAAUGAAAUGGCCACAGCCCUUCUGAGCAUCGUGCUGUUCAAGCCAGUGCAGGAUACAGAGCCUCCAGAGAGACUAUGAGAAGAAAGGGAUUUCUUUCUGCUCUCUGGGUCUUCUGUGUGUGCAUCUGAAUUAGCGGCCAUAGUACAAAUAUGCCAGCCAUGUGCAUAAAGGCUGCCCUCAGGUUCCUGAGCUGGUUAGUAGGGUUUCUACUCCACUCCCCAUUUGCCCGCUUCCUCUGGCUGGGAGUAAUUAGACCCACGCCAUAACCUACAGCCCAAUGGUGAGACGUCCGAGCAUCACCCCUGGCCACUCAGCAGUGCAUUGCUUCAAGCCCUGGUUAGCAGCGUCUGUCCAUUGGCAGCAUGUUCAUGCAUGUCAGUUAAUAGAGCUUUCCUACCCAGGGAGGUGAGAAGUGCUGAAGAUACAAGAGCGAGCCCCUUUGACCAUGGAUGCAUCCCCCUCCCCGCUUAGUUAGCAGGGCAAGGUAAAACCAGAAGGUGCUUUAUUCUGGCUGCCAUGUUGGUUUACUCAGCUCAACUGUCCUUUUCUAUUCCCCAAGCACGGGACCUUCCCCAGGCUCCAACACAGGCCAGGCUUAAACGCCAUUGCUGUGUGCUCCCUGUUCUGAAGCUCCCUGUCAACACCGGUCAUAGUCUUGGUGAAUAACGGCCCUUUGUAACGGGUGGGGUCUGAUAUAUUUUCCAUUCCAGGUGCUUGUUUCUUGUUUAGAGUGGACUUUUGUACCCAGAGAAAUGCGGCUUCUCCUGAAGUUUGGUGCUUUGCAGGCCUUGUGCGCUGCUGCCGCCUACCUUCUCAGCAGACUUUUGUGACUAUAAGCAGCUCAUUUUCUGGAAGCUUAUUAGAUGCAGAUGAGCAUGUUUGUUUCUGCAUUUUGACAUGUUCAUGCAUUUUCCUCUCCACGGCCGUGGUUCAGUUUCACUUUGUAUUUUGUGGAUUUAAGGAGCUGGGGAAUACGGUUUGGGCGUUAAAAUAUGUUUUAUUUUCAGCAAAUGCAAAGUGUCCUUAAGUGUCUCUCUCCCUUCCGCCCUCUCCAUUCCGUCUCUGGCAGGAGGUUGUUAGCAAUGUUCUUGUCAGGAUCAAACCACUGUAAUAAAUUUUGCAAUUCACUUAAAAAUACAGAUUCUGCAUUUAUUUCUAACUCCUGUUUGCUGGGUUGCUGUCACAUCUCGUUCCAUUACUGCUUUAUGCAGCAGAGCAAAGAACUUUCCUGGGUUUCAACACCAUGCAAACUGAAGGGCAGAUGAUGAUGUUAAACAGUGCUCAACCCUGAUGAUACUUGCCUGGGGGUUCCCCUUCUUUGUAACUUAGCUGGUAUCUUUAGGAAGAAUAAAUUAGAGAUGAGGGUUGAAUUGGUUCCAAGGAGCCACUCAGGUCCCGGCUCUCAGUUUGCUCAGUUUGCUAAACCUUGGGGAUAUUGUGUGGGAGUCACACAUUCAAGCCAGUUGCUCUGCUGCAGCUCUUGCCAGACCUUGGGGGCAAUAGGCAUUGCAUACUGGCGCCCUUUUCAUGAGCAGGCAGGCAGGACUGUGACACUCGUACUCGUGGAGAAUAUGGCUCAGGUCUAUGCACAAGCACUUCUGUGGCUCUUCUCUCCAUAGGAUCAGAGUGGCUAUUCUUCAACAAAAAAACUUCAAAAACAGACUCCAACGAGAGACUGCUGAAUUGGAAUUAAUUUGUAAACUGGAUACAAUUAAUUUAGGCUUGAAUACAGACUGGGAGUGG
This is a messenger RNA of Dermochelys coriacea (leatherback sea turtle), 6106 nucleotides long. It is a transcript of the gene NR5A1, whose product is annotated as nuclear receptor subfamily 5 group A member 1. The transcript has 7 exons. Gene Ontology annotation, molecular function: nuclear receptor activity; zinc ion binding; RNA polymerase II cis-regulatory region sequence-specific DNA binding. Gene Ontology annotation, cellular component: RNA polymerase II transcription regulator complex. The coding region runs from base 135 to 1535 and encodes 466 amino acids. Gene Ontology annotation, biological process: hormone-mediated signaling pathway; regulation of transcription by RNA polymerase II; tissue development. NCBI's taxonomy places the organism in Eukaryota, Metazoa, Chordata, Testudines, Dermochelyidae. The record is from RefSeq and is a predicted model, not a curated record.